Molecule: messenger RNA, 2586 nt
Organism: Xenopus laevis (African clawed frog)
Lineage: Eukaryota; Metazoa; Chordata; Amphibia; Anura; Pipidae
Gene: vps52.L
Product: VPS52, GARP complex subunit L homeolog
Exons: 20
Coding region: 116-2194 (692 amino acids)
Biological process (GO): Golgi to vacuole transport; endocytic recycling; retrograde transport, endosome to Golgi
Cellular component (GO): GARP complex; Golgi apparatus; cytosol
Source: RefSeq, a predicted model, not a curated record
CCGCCUUAACGUGGGACUUCGUAACGUGUCAAUGGCAGCAGGUGCCGGCUGGGAAAUGUAGUUUUCGUCAGAAUACGGAAGUGUUCUGAGCUGUCGCUGGAAGGGUUUGACUGAAAUGGCUGAGAUGGAGGACAUGAAUUUAAACCUUGGGGAUUUGGACUUGACUUCUGACGACCUCACUUUGGAUACUGUUAGCAUUCAUAUUCAGGAGAAUCUAGAAGAUGCUCUAGUGCAGGAAGCUCUUAAAGCGGGUGUUGAUCUCAGACAGUAUUCUAAGCAAGUGGAAAUGGAGUUACAGCAGAUUGAACAUGCUUCAAUAAAAGAUUAUAUACAGGAGAGUCAGAACAUCGCCUCUCUCCACAACCAAAUCAUAGCUUGUGAUGCUAUCCUGGAGCGUAUGGGUCACAUGUUGUGCAGUUUCCAGUCAGACCUUAGUUCAAUCAGCUCAGAAAUUCACACACUGCAGGAACAGUCUCUCGCUAUGAACAUUAAACUUAAAAAUAGACAGACUGUAAGGAGCGAGCUUAGUCAACUGGUGGAUGAACUGAUUAUACCCAGUGCAAUGAUCAGCGUGAUCCUUGAUGUCCCAGUGACAGACCAGCAGUUUGUGGAACAGUUGCAUGAGCUGAACAAUAAGAUAAAUUAUGUGAAGGAGCAAUCAUUCAAAGAUACACAGGCCUGCGUUGAUGUGCAAGAAACUCUACAGAAACUGAAGAUAAAGGCUGUGACUAAAGUCCGUGAGUACAUCCUGCAGAAGAUCUACUCCUUCCGUAAACCAAUGACAAAUUACCAAAUCCCCCAAAAUGCUUUGCUGAAAUACAGGUUCUUCUAUCAGUUCCUUCUGGGAAAUGAGCGCUCUGUGGCUCAGGAGAUUCAGGAUGAAUACGUAGAGACGAUGAGCAAAGUCUAUCUGUCAUAUUUCAAAUCCUAUACGAGCCGACUCAUGAAGUUACAGUAUGAAGAAGUGGCAGAGAAGGACGAUCUCAUGGGGAUUGAAGACACAGCAAAGAAAGGCUUUUUCUCAAAGCCAGCUCUCCGUAGCAAGAACACUGUGUUUACAGUUGGAAACAGAGCUGCAAUCAUCAGUCCAACUGAAUUAGAAGGACCCAUUAUUGUUCCACACACGGCACAGAGGGGCGAUAUCCGGUACCCCUUUGAGUCUUUAUUUCGCAGCCAGCACUAUGCACUGCUUGAUAACAGUUGUCGAGAAUUCCUCUUCUUGUCCGAGUUCUUUCUGGUGAAUGGCGCAGCGGCUCAGGAGCUGUUUAACUCUGUAAUGGGGCGAACCCUUGCCAUGUUCCUGAAACACAUUGAUUCCUACGUAUCAGACUGCUAUGACAGCAUCGCUAUCUUCCUCUGUAUUCACAUUGUACUGAGAUUCAAAGGAAUUGCUCAGAGAAGAGACAUCCCUGCUGUGGACAAGUACUGGGAUGCCCUGCUGGACAUGCUGUGGCCCAGGUUUCAGUUCAUCCUAGAAUUAAACAUUCAAAGUAUUCGGAACACAGAUCCACAAAGGCUGGGCACUGUUGAUACAAGGCCGCACUAUAUAACCCGCCGUUAUGCAGAGUUUUCCUCAGCCAUCGUCAGCAUAAACCAGACAUUUCCAAAUGAGAAGACAAAUACCCUGCUUGGUCAGUUACAGGUAGAGGUGGAGAAUUUCGUCCUUAGAAUGGCAGCAGAGUUCUCAUCAAGAAAAGAACAGUUGAUUUUCUUGAUAAACAACUAUGAUAUGAUGCUCGGUGUCCUUAUGGAACGAUCAUCCUCAGACAGCAAAGAAGCGGAGAGUUUCCAACAGUUGCUGACUGCUCGAACACAGGAGUUUAUUGAAGAGAUACUUGCUCCAUCAUUUGGAGGAAUGAUCGCUUUUGUGAAGGAGUCAGAAUCUCUAAUUGAGAAGGGACAACAGGAGCGACUCAGAAGUGAAGAGGCACGCGUCGCUCAGCUAGUGCGGGGGUUCUCAUCAACAUGGAAACAAGCAGUGGAGAAUCUGAGUCAGGAUGUUAUGAGGUCAUUUACCAACUUUAAGAAUGGAACUAGCAUCAUACAAGGUGCCUUAACACAGCUGAUCCAGUAUUAUCACCGAUUUCAUAAGAUACUCUCCCAGCCGCCUCUCAGGAAUCUGCCUGUAUGCUCAGAAUUAAUCAACCUGCAUCACCUGAUGGUUGAGCUCAAAAAACAUAAGCCUAAUUUUUGAACCCAAAAAGGUUUUAAGUCUGCCUUCCUCCAUAGGAAAUUGGGUAUAAAACUGGUUCAGUAAGCUGUACGUAAAACACUAAUCUGAGAUGCAUCAAAUGAAAUAAACCGAGAUGUACCAUUUUAGUUUAUUGGAAGACUUUGUUGUUACAGUCCAUACUUUGUCUUGCAUAUGAUCCAAGUUUUUAUUUUGUUAGCAAGACAAAAGCACUUGCUCUCUAGAUGUUGUGAAAGUAAGAUACCUGUACGGCAGGUAAACACGGGGCUCCACCAAAUUUUAAAUAUUAAUAGCAUUCUCAUACAAGGAUAACUAAUGGUUGCUUGUAGAAUUAUGCCAGAACUAAAUGUACGGGGAAAAUAAAGUUUACUAUUGGUAACAAAUCUUGGAUACAA